Quercus robur (English oak) is the source of this 957-nucleotide messenger RNA. RefSeq lists its product as uncharacterized. The coding region runs from base 1 to 957 and encodes 318 amino acids. NCBI's taxonomy places the organism in Eukaryota, Viridiplantae, Streptophyta, Magnoliopsida, Fagales, Fagaceae. The transcript has a single exon. The record is from RefSeq and is a predicted model, not a curated record. Gene Ontology annotation, molecular function: nucleic acid binding; zinc ion binding.
AUGAGCAUGAGCAUUCCUAAGGACCGUUUCCUCUCUAGUGAAGAAGAAGUUGAGCUAGCCCGGAGUAAUAAGAAAGUCAAGGACGUGAACCACGUAGAUUAUAAUUUUAGCAGGGAAGCGGAAGCUAUUAGACAGGACAGAUACGAAAGGAAUAGUUUGUCUUUCAAGGAUAAACUUAUGGGUGAAAUUCCAGGAGCCUAUAAUCAAGCUUUUGAGUUGAAUGAGAAUAUGGAAUCUAAUGAGGACUCAGACGAAGAGGUGGCUGAACUUCGAAAUGGUGUUGCAGCGGUGACGCUAUCCAAAAAGGUGAAACAACGGAUUAGAGCUCCCUGGGUGAACUCUUUGAUUGUGAAAGUUUAUGGCAGGUCAGUGGGGUUUCUUUUCUUGCAAGCUAGGCUUAUUUCUAUGUGGAGACCGUCGGGGAGGAUGGAUAUUAUUGAUUUGGCGAAGGAGUUCUAUCUUGUCCGAUUUGGGCUGAAGGAAGAUUUCUCAAAGGUGUUGGAGAAGGGUCCAUGGUUUAUUGGAGAACAUUUUCUCUCCAUUAGACCAUGGGAGCCUAACUUUAAACCUUCAUCAGCCAAUAUCUCAUCGGUUGCAGUUUGGAUUAGAUUAACAGAGUUACCUAUCAAAUAUUAUGAGAUGGAUGUGCUUAAGAAGAUUGGUAAAGCUGUGGGAAAUGUUUUGAGGACCGAUACUUAUACGGCGACAGAAGCAAAGGGAAGAUAUGCAAGGCUAUGUAUUCAGGUGGAUGUUGAGAAACUGUUAGUCACGUCGGUGAACAUUGGCGGUCUGGAUCAGCCAAUCAGUUAUGAAGGCAUUCAUAAGUUGUGCUUCUCGUGUGGCCAGAUUGGGCACCGGAUAGACGACUGUGUGUAUUUACUCAGAGCCACCUCACCUAAGGAGAAGGCCGAUACGGAUGCGCAGAGUAACAUGGAGAGGGCCGAUAUGGGUGCGUAG